UGGCAUUGAAACAUCGGACAAGCGGCCAGGGAGUCCUCAACGCCGACAAAUGUCACGAUUAGACUAGACAGCGGUGAGUCUUCUUAUUUCUCUCCUCGAGAGCAAUGUCUAUACAUCAACCAAGCGCCCCGGCGCCGAUAAAGGACUUCAACCAUUUCACGACCCGUCGAUCAAUCGGCCACACAACCUGAGCAUGGUCAAAAUGCUAGAGGAUUCUCCCACGAAUCGAAGAAUAAUCCGACUCAUCAUCAGCGGCCUACAGUUGUAUGGACCAAUCUGUCUGGGCUAUAUCACAUGGGCCCUGGCCGUUAAGGUCUGGCCUGCAUUGAGUCUCGGGCACGAUGCCUUCUUGAACAAUACCCUCCUUUGGACAUUCUGGGCGCCUGAAGCAGCUUUCUACCUGUUCUUCGUUUGGUAUGCUCGACGCAUACAACGCGCCGCCGUUCACCCGCCGAUCCGGACGCGAGAUGAGAGGUUGGAUCUGUUUGACAAGGUCCGCUCUGAAAUACACGACUUCGAGAGCUUCUUGCGUGGAUGGUUCUGCGGCGCGAAGCCUGAAGAUGUUGGAGUUGAAGAGCUGAGAAAGUGGGUGAAUUGGGCUUUCUGGGAAGGCAGAGCAGGCGAGGGGAAAGAGAAGGGUGUGGAGGCAGAGAUCGAUGAAUACGUGGAGCGGAUAGAGCAGCUGGUGGGAAAGCCAUUUCAAGAUGGUCCUGGUAAGGCAAAGAGCUUGCGCCUUACAUUGGAUCCGAUCACAAUUCAGCCACGAACUCUGGCCUGGUACAGCUUGAUGAUGCUUGCCGACACUGUCGCCAUCUUUCUGUUGAAAAUUAAGGGCUUCAAGUACUACCGCAGGACUCUCACAGGUCUGGCAGCUGUCUUCCCUCCACGGCCGGCUGCACUAUGUACUCGCAGAGUAUCUCCAGCUCCGAAGCUGUCCUACUUCUUGCGGAAGCAUACCUCCAAGACGCGCUUGCCAGUCAUCUAUCUCCACGGGAUCGGAAUCGGCAUUUUGCCGCACGUUGACUUCUUGGACGACAUGCAUACUGCACUGAAUAAAGGCGCAGCUGCUGAUGAUCAUGUGGGCAUCCUUGCAGUCGAGAUCCUGCAAAUCUCAUCACGACUCACCGAGCCUAUUCCGCGACGAGCAGAGUUCAUCUCUCAACUCACGACCUUGAUCGACCAUCACUUCGGUCAUGGCCGCGUGGUACUGGUUGCACACUCAUACGGCACGAUCCUCAGCUCGCACGUCCUGAGAGACCCGCAGUUUUCUGCCCGGAUAUCCGGGACUCUUCUGAUUGAUCCUGUGAGCAUACUUCUGCAUAUGCCAGACGUCGCCUACAACUUCACGGUUCGUCCGCCUGUCCGAGCGCAGGAGUGGGAGUUGUGGUGGUUUGGUUCCAAGGACCCUCAAGUGGCGCACACGCUUGGGAGACAUUUCUUCUGGAGUGAGUGUGUGCUUUGGAGGGAUGACAUAGAGAAUUUGAUUGAAAAGCACAACAUGAGAUUCACGGCCAGUCUUUCAGGGGAGGAUCUGAUUGUGAACACCCGGGCGGUGAGAAGUUACUUGACCAAGGGCAGCAUCCCAGAUCCAACAGAGUCCGACGCUGAACACAAUCGGUGGAAGGGAAGCGGCUUGGAAGUCCUCUGGUGGAAUGGAUACGAUCAUGCUGGCGUUCUGCACACGCGUGAGGAUAGACUAAAGUUGGCGAAGAUCGUAGUAGAGUACUGCAAAGGCACAUAG
Zymoseptoria tritici IPO323 is the source of this 1741-nucleotide messenger RNA. RefSeq lists its product as uncharacterized. Bases 194 to 1741 code for a protein of 515 amino acids. The record is from RefSeq and is a predicted model, not a curated record. Lineage: Eukaryota; Fungi; Ascomycota; Dothideomycetes; Mycosphaerellales; Mycosphaerellaceae. The transcript is spliced from 3 exons.